AUGGUGGACGCGAAGGAGAAGGGGUUCUGGACAGAGGCGAUGGCGACGUCUGAUCCUGAGCUCUAUGCUCUUAUUGGCGGGGAGAUUGAAAGGCAGAAGAGUACAAUAAACCUAAUAGCAAGUGAGAACUAUGCUCAUCUGAGUGUGAUGGAGGCAAGUGGGUCUGUACUGACCAACAAGUACUCUGAGGGUAAGGUGGGAGGAAGAUACUACGGAGGGACUGAGUGGGUGGACAGGAUCGAGGUUCUCUGCCAGAAGAGGGCUCUUGACCUGUUUUCGUUGGAUCCCGAGGUAUGGGGGGUCAAUGUGCAAGCAUACUCUGGGAGCCCUGCAAACUUUGCUGUCUACACAGGGAUUGUUCCUCCUGGAGGGAGGAUCAUGGGGCUUGACCUGCCGUGCGGAGGGCACCUGACACACGGAUACAAGACAAAGACAAGAAAGAUAUCUGCCACCAGCGUUUACUUUGACUCGAAGCCUUACAGGAUAGGCGACGAUGGGCUUAUUGACUACUCUGGGCUUGAGAAGUCCUUCAUGGAGUUUCUGCCGCAGAUACUGAUCUGCGGGUACAGUGCAUAUUCUCGGGACAUUGACUACAAGAGGCUUUCGCAGAUAGCAAGCAAGAACAAUGCGUUUCUGUUUGCAGACAUUUCGCACAUCUCUCCGUUGAUUGCCUCUGGCCUGAUGGAGAGCCCGUUCAGGCACUGUGACGUGGUUAUGACAACGACGCACAAGGGGCUGCGGGGGCCUCGCGGGGCUCUUAUUUUCUAUAGGAAGAGCGUGAGGAAAGGGGAGGAUGUUGUGGAUCUUGAGACGAAGAUCAACUUUGCAGUGUUUCCGAUGCUGCAGGGGGGACCGCACAACCACACGAUUGCAGGGAUUGCCUCUGCGCUUCUGCAUGCAAGGACACCCUCGUUUGCGGAGUACACGAGCCGGGUUGUGGAGAACUCGAGGGCACUGUGCAACUACCUGCUGUCUCUAGGAUUUGAGAUUCCCACUGGGGGGACUGACAACCAUAUGUUUCUGGUGGAUCUCAGGAGUAAGGGGGUUGAUGGAAGCAUUGUGGAGCAAGUGUGUGACAGGCUUGGGGUGAGUGUGAACAGAAACACUGUUGUUGGAGACACCAGCCCACUGAAUCCGUCUGGAAUACGCAUUGGCACGUAUGCAGUGACUGCCCGAGGGUUUGGGACUAGCGAGAUGAAGGAGGUUGGAGACAUAAUCAACGGCAUUGUCACUCUGUGCAGAGAGAUGUCCAUGGGGAAGAGGAUGUCCAAGGCAGAAGUUGAGAAGGCGGUGUCCAGCAAGGAGUUUAUGUGCAAUGGCCUGGUUGUGGAUCUGAGAAGGAGAAUAUCCAAUCUUGUGGAGGCAUAUCCUAUUUACCGGUAG
Messenger RNA from Encephalitozoon hellem ATCC 50504, 1383 nucleotides. RefSeq names its product serine hydroxymethyltransferase. Lineage: Eukaryota; Fungi; Microsporidia; Unikaryonidae. The record is from RefSeq and is a predicted model, not a curated record. Bases 1 to 1383 code for a protein of 460 amino acids. The transcript has a single exon. Gene Ontology annotation, biological process: folic acid metabolic process; L-serine catabolic process; tetrahydrofolate interconversion. Gene Ontology annotation, molecular function: glycine hydroxymethyltransferase activity; cobalt ion binding; zinc ion binding. Gene Ontology annotation, cellular component: cytoplasm.